Pocillopora meandrina is the source of this 2067-nucleotide messenger RNA. The record is from the annotation of a GenBank genome assembly. Lineage: Eukaryota; Metazoa; Cnidaria; Anthozoa; Scleractinia; Pocilloporidae.
AUGUGCAAGCAACAUUUCGCGGAGACAAACCAACAUCAGAAAGUGACACCCGCACCAAUGAUUGAAGUUACUCCAUACGUAGAACUAGAGACUUCAGAAGCAAAUGUAAGUAAGUAAACGUUAACCUUGGAUACAGAGUGAUACUGGUCAAUCUGUUGAAGAGUUCGCAGAAAGCUUUGGACGUCUUACAAUCGCUGAUGACACCUUUCUGUCGCCAGACACAAUAAGCACAGCUUCCACUCAGAGUGACGAGCCCUCACCUGUGAUCUUACAUGAGCCGCACGUUAAGCUGAGUGAGUUCCCGGCAGCAUGCAAACUUGAGCCGCUUGGAAAGCCAUGGAUUUCUUGGAUUGAUUCCUCUGAGCGUACAAGAGAACGUCAGACAAGGAGAGCCACAGAAAUAGUAGCAACUGUACUAAAGAGCGUCACCCCUGAUAAUGCUGGUGAACUCUGGCGACGUCUAGCCUCUUCUACGGCUAUGAACAAGGCCCUAGGUGUAAGCGAGUUGUCACAUUCAGAGCAUUUGUAUUUAGAGGCCCUAGCAGAAGCGUACCAGAAUGCAACCAGCUGGGAUACCCGUAGACAAGUGCUUUUGAUUAUGGCAGGGGUUGGAACUUUCAACAAUAUUUCCCGUUAUAUCCCGGGGUUGACGAGAUACCGAUACUCCGUGGCUAAUCUUCAUCGAUCACAGUUUGGCCGAGGCGCUCAAGUUCCACAACAGUCUACCACACGAAUACGAGUAGACUUGAGGCAGCUUGACCACUUUCUUGGUUUCAUCACAAGCCCGCAUCUUUUUCAGGACUUUCCAUUUGGGCAAAAACAUCUCAAGCUUUCGUCUGGUGAGGUUAUUCAAGUACCUAACGUAAUCCGUAUGAUGAUACCCGAGCGAGUGGUACAACAGUACACUCAGUACUGUUUGAAGAUCAACUUCAGACCAUUCAGCGGAACUACUAUGAGACGGGUACUCUUUGAGUGCAUGUGCCUCUGUAAGAAAUUCACUGCAGGGCUUAGAUUAUUUUGCAGCUGAAGGUGCUCGCGCAUUUGAUGAUCUCGUGGCCCUCGUACGCCAAAUAGGGAAAUUAGGUUCCGGCAAGGAGUGGGAGACUACAGUUGUGCAAGCAAGCAGUAUUUGAAGGGGGACUAUAGGGUAAUGUGAAUUCUGACUCCAGCAAGACAGCUUGAAUAAAACUAAAAGUAAGUACUUAUUUUAUCUCGUCAACAAAAUCAUUCCGUAAAAAAAAAAAAUUUGUACUCUUUUUCUUCUCUAAAUGGUGCACGUGUAACUAGCUUACAUAAAUUCUCGAGAUUAACAAUGCACGCACGAGGAUAGUCGAGGAUAGUCUUUUCUAAGGUUAAGGUUAAAAGUUAUUUGCCCCCCUACGUUAAUAAUAUAUGUUAGAUUAAAAAAUCAUUUGAUUAACUAUUAUAUUGAAGUAUAAGCACAGACAAACAGUAAUCUCAGUUUUGUUUUAUCAACAGGUUCAUGUCACAAGCCCCUCUAACGUAGCAGACCAUUGUGUGUUGUUUGCUCUUAGCGACUGUAGUGAUUCAGAUUACCAGCAACAAUGCAGUCACCAACACACUAAUCUUUGUGACCGUUGUCAAAGUCUUCAGGAAACUCUGGCAAAGAUUGAACGGGUCCUUGGCGAGACGACCUUUCCGACUCAGGACGCGAAAGACGAAGCGCUAUUUAUAUUCCAGACAGCCCAGCUGGCCAUAAUGUCCUGGAAAUGCCACAUCCUUAGAUCAGCUAACCAAUACCAAGCGAGAAUAGAUACACUGGAGAAACUUGACGACAACACUGUCUUGAUAAUUAACGACUGGGCCAUGAAGUUCCUGCCACAAAAAUACAGAGAGUCCCAAACCGACUGGUUUGGUAAGCGAGGUAUCUCCUGGCACGUUUCUGUCGUCUACCGUCGUGUGAGCGGGGUACUCCAGUGGCAGGGCUUUCUGCACAUAGUCCAGUCGUGCAAUCAAGGCAGUGCUGCAGUGGUUAAAAUCAUGCAGGAUGUCCUGAAUACCAUCAAGCUGGAACACAGUGAGAUUAACAAGGCGUUCUUUCGCUAG